Anopheles gambiae (African malaria mosquito) is the source of this 6671-nucleotide messenger RNA. RefSeq lists its product as uncharacterized. Bases 542 to 5383 code for a protein of 1613 amino acids. Gene Ontology annotation, biological process: cell-matrix adhesion. The transcript is spliced from 9 exons. Gene Ontology annotation, cellular component: basement membrane; extracellular region. NCBI's taxonomy places the organism in Eukaryota, Metazoa, Arthropoda, Insecta, Diptera, Culicidae. The record is from RefSeq and is a predicted model, not a curated record. Gene Ontology annotation, molecular function: serine-type endopeptidase inhibitor activity.
ACCGAGAGAGCGAACAUCGUUUAUUUACUUUUGAACCGCGCAGUCGAACGGACGCACGUGCGAGCGCUAGUUUGAAAUCGAAACCGGGCUUUUCGGUAUAUCGCUGUUACGAAGAAAUCCUAACCUUAGUGUUGCGUGUGAACUAGUGCUGCAGAUAAGAAAGUUGUGAAUUGGAAGUGUGAAGAAGUGCAGAAAAAAGGGCACGAAGAAAUAUCAUAAAAUCGGAAAAGAAAGCCAAAGUCGUACCGGAACGCAAACGAAGUGAAUAAAUAAAACAAAACGAAAAAAAUAAUCGAACGGACAAGCGGCUCAUUAGCGGGGCAUUACGAACGGUGGCGGCAAAGCCGGAACCUACGGACGGAACUACGGUUACGGCGCUUCCCCCAUAUCACAAGUGAUAGGAGUUAAAUCCUAUCGAUACGACCCGACAUCGAUUAGCGUGUGGGUUGCCUCGUCGGAAUAGCUAGCAGACCGCACCUAGCCACAGAAGCUACCUGACCCACCACCGGAGCGAACGAGAAAGCUCGAUGUGCAGAGAAGGAUGAAGCUGAUCGAUCGACUGCUGGACAAAUGCUUCCGCCGUCACGGAGCCCUCGUGCUUAUCGUGACCGGACUGCUCUGUCUCCAGAUUACCACUAGUGAUAGUACACCGUUAGAGGAUAGCAAUAGCAGUAGUGGCAGUAUUAGUAGUAGUGAAACGCUAGAAUUAACCGCAUGUCAACAUUUGCGGCGUGCGGAGGCGCGUCGCGCCAAGUCAUUAGGCGAUAGUCUGUUGCAAACGGUACGGAUACCACGAUGCACCGCUCUCGGUGACUUCGAACCGGUGCAAUGCUCCAAUGAGCUGAACGGAACCGAAUGCUGGUGCGUGGAUGAGUACGGCGUGGAGAUUACGGGCAGCAGGCGCAGCCACGCGGACGACGUCAACUGUACGCGGGUGGAAAACCACUGCCAGGCAUCCAGCUGUCGCAUGUUCUGUCCGGCCGGGUUCGCCAAGGACCUGGCGUCCGGCUGUCCCAUCUGUCGCUGCCGCGAUCCGUGCGAGGACAUCCAAUGCCCCCGGGGUCAGCAGUGCGAACCGCAGGAGGUCCAGUGCAAGACCGAACCCUGUCCACCGAUUCCGACGUGUCGUAAGGCGCGCAGUCUGAAUGACCUGUGUCCGGCUGGGCAACCUCUAGCAAUCACGGGCACUAUUCGUCCCUUCCUGUGUGGAACGGAUCCGGGUAAACCGAGCUGUCCCCCGCUGUACCGCUGCUUGGUGCAGGGUGGCAACGAUUAUGGCGUGUGCUGUCCGGCCUCGCUGCAGUUCGAGAAGCCGGGCAGCUGCCCGCGGGCGAAUGAGAUCGAAUCGACGGACAAUGCCGGCUUCCUGUGCGGGACGCCCUGCAGCCACGAUCUCGAGUGCCCGCAGAUGCAGAAGUGCUGUCAGUCGGAUGGGUGUGGGCGCAACUGUCAGCAGCCGCACAACGUCACGGUCUGCCAUCAGGCACGCAUGCUGUCCGAGCUGCUGUCUGUGAAUGAGCGCGAAGGUCGCGGGUAUGUGCCGCAGUGCGACGGCCCUGGCGGUAGCUUCUCCACUCGCCAAUGCUCCCGCAAUGGGCUGGUAUGCUGGUGUGUGGAUCCGAAAACGGGCAACAAGCUGAAGGGAACGAUGGGCGCAGCGGCUACCGUGAGCUGCGAGGCGAUAGAGAAUAUGAUCGGAGGGCGUAGUGGUGGGCGCAGUGUAGACGGUGGUGCACAAACCCUCUGUGACCACAAUAUCUGCGCGGCGGUGUGCGAGUACGGCUUCAAGAACGACCACAACGGAUGUCCGACGUGCGAGUGUUCGGAACCGUGCGAAGGCUACCUUUGCCCCGCCGGGUCCCACUGCGAGGUGGCAAAGGAUCCCAAGUGUGAGGCAUACUCUGGCCUUUGCUCGUCCGAGCCCGUCUGCAAGCCCGACCUGGUGUACUCGAACCCGUGCGAAAUCGGUACCCCGCUAGCGGACAACGUGACGGGCGAGCUGCUGUUCUGCCAUAUGGAUCGUCCCAAGAGUCGUGAGUAUCAAAGCCGCACCUUUUUCGAUGAUGAUGAGCAGGACGAGGAGGUAAACGGGCGCAAACGAUCGAUGUCAAAUACAAUCGUGUGCCCGAUCGAGACGCACGAGUGUCGCAAGCUGCACGGCGAGUCGCGCAGCGUCUGCUGUCCUUUGGUGGUCGAAGGUGAAGACGACGAAGCGGCGGAAGAACGUCAGCAAACAAUGUGCGAAUAUCUGCGCGACUUUUCCGACCGGAUGGAAGGCACGGUGGAGGGAAUGGAGCUUGCCCUGCCGGCUCCGUCCUGCACAUCGGACGGCGGCUAUCAGGCGAUGCAGUGCGUGACGCGCAAAACGAAGGUCAAACUGUCGGAGCAGCGCAAAUACAUCGAGCAGAACAGUAUCCGGCGGAUGAGAAAGCUACUGGAAGAUGCAUCAGCCGCGGGUCUUGCGCUAACGUCCACGACCACAUCAUCCGCUGCUACGGAAGCGGAGGUCAGCUCGGUAAACACCCCCGCCGGUCGUGUCCGCCGUGCCGCUAAGCCCGCGCCGGACAGUACACUCAAACUGUUGCCCGUUCAUAGCGCGGAUCAGAUGAUCGCGGGCGAGGUCGCUGGCAUCUUGCCGGGCUACCCGGGUGUUCAGGCACGGUCUGCCAAGAUCAUCGAUUUCAACCGGCUGGAAUCGAAGAAUGGAAACGCCAAUCUGGACAAGCCGGAAAUUAAACCAUCGACGCUGCUGAAGCGUCCGCUCGUGGUGCCGACCCUGCCCACUCCCGUGCAGGAACAGCUGGUGGAGGUCGAGAUCGAGGAGUGCUGGUGUGUCGAUGGUUUCGGCACGGAAAUACCCAAAACGCGCGGAUUCAACGCCACCGGCAAGAGUUGCGAGGCAGUGCGCGAAUCGCUGGGCUGUCUGGAUCUGACGUGCCGCAUGGGCUGCGACUAUGGGUUCGUGCUGGAUCCGGACACGCAGUGUCCUUCCUGCGAGUGUCGCGAUCCUUGCGAUAGCGUUCACUGCCCGGACGGACAAGAGUGUCGCUCGGUGGAGGUGUCCUGCGAGGGUGAGUACUGUCCGCCCGUGCCGGCUUGCUUCCCCAAGAAGCCCGGCCAGUGUCCGUUCCUGGUGCCGCCCGGUUCGGAGAACUCCGAGUCCGACUCGUGCGAGUACGAGUGUCGCACCGAUGCGCACUGCGACGGGUCAAAGCGCUGCUGCUCGAACGGAUGCGGCACCCAGUGCGUGGAACCGCAGCUAAAGACGGCCUGCCAGCAUCUGCAAACGAUUCAGCUGCAUCAAGCGUCCGAACUGGGCGUUCCACCAAAGCAGAAGUACAUCGCACAGUGUGACAUCGACGGCAGCUUCCGGACGAUACAGUGCGGCCCUGGCAACGUUUGCUGGUGUGUGGACGAGUUCGGCAACGAGAAGAGUGGCACCCGCACGAACAAUGGCCAACCGAACUGUGAGCUGUUCCCGAAAACCGAAUGUCCACUGCUGAAGUGCCGACCGUGUGAGUACGGGUACAGGAUUGACGCGAACGGCUGCAAGACCUGCGAGUGUCGGGAUCCGUGCGGCGAGAUCUCGUGUCCACGGGGCGAGGAGUGCCAGCUCAUCCAGGUGGAGUGUAUCUCGGUACCGUGUCCUAAGAUGCCUAUCUGCGUGCCGAUUCGCGAGUCCGUCUGUCCCGAGGGACUGCCGUUGCGUUCUAGCGGACGGGAGAUUGUGUGUGGACCGCAAACCGAUGCCGACACGUGUCCCUCGACGCACAUCUGUCAGCUAAAUCCGAUCAGCAACCGGGGCGUAUGCUGUGGCAAGACCAGAGAUGUUUGUUUCGAGUCGAUCGAUCAGAGCUGCUUGCAGGUGGCCGAAUCGGGCGCGGAAAGCAACGAGCUCGACAGUAUCACUCGAUGGCGUUUCAGCCCACGGCUGAACAAAUGUGUCCCGGUCACGUUACCGCGCGGUGUAUUCUGCCAAUCGAAAAACCUUUUCCACAGUGAGCAGGCAUGCAAUGGCGUGUGUCCGGUGCUGUCGCAAUGCGAGCGACUACGGUUAAAGAACGCGAUGGCGGCUAAACGGGCCGGCCAGCCUAACACUUGGUUCCAGCCACGCUGCGAUCCGGAGACGGGCUUCUGGAGUCCGGUGCAGUGUUUGGGAUCGAUGGCAGAUACGACGAACGUGUCGAACGGAACGAACGGAACUGCGCCCACCAUUGCGGAACCACCGGCCCCGGUUGGUGUGUGCUGGUGCGCAGAUAAGAAGGGGGCCCCGGUGAAGGGCUCACUUACGAAGGGCUCCGAACCGAAGUGCAGCAGUCGUCAGGCGCGACGACGCGGUGACUCAGUUGAAACAUCCUCAAGUGAUCCAGUGAUGGAAGAACUGAUCCGCCAGAUCACGUUCCUGGUGGACGAGAACAACUACCUGGUGGACGAGGACCUUGAACCCGUACAGCCCGUGUCCGUGGCCAGUUCCAACUAUGCCCCCGAGCCGCGCUACAUCGGAUCGGUGUCCUCCGCCACUGAGAAGGUGAUCGAGCUGGCACGCACUGCCGAGAGCCGCAACUAUAUUAGCGAAAAUGGAGCCGAACCGAUCGCCAAGCGGCUGAGUGCAUCGGCCACACGCUGCCAAGCCCUGCAAAUGGCUGCUUCCUUCCCCGUGGCCUGCGAUACGGCCGGCUCGUUCGAACCGAUGCAGUGCAACGGGGACACGUGCUGGUGUGUCGAUGCGGCCGGCAACCAACUGCCACUGUCCAGCACCUUCAAGCGUGGUCAGCGAUCCUGUAUCUUCACACCGAUCGAUGUGGUUGAGAUCGAGCUGCGAUUAAACAACAUGCAUCCGCAGCGACCGCUGCUGCACGUGUACGAAACGCUGCGCACCGAGCUGUCCAUGCUGGUUGGCAGCAUUUAUGACAACUACCGGGUGCAGGAGAACGCCGACGGAAGCGUUACGCUGCGGUUCGAUCUGAUCGAAAGCACCAAGGUCGAUGAUGCGUACGCGAUCGAGGAAAUGGUGCGCGAUGGAUCGUUUGCGCUGUACCAUGGUCAGCUUAUAGCGGACAUGACGCAGUCGCGAUUUGCGCACCGCAUCUCGGUCGGUCUUCCACUAGCCCAGCCAUCGUCCGGCAUACCGGAGAACACGUUCCAGACGAUCGUGUUCGUGCUGGCGACGGCUUCCGCCUUCCUAGUCGCCAUCUUCGUGGUGUUUGUGAUGCUUAAGCGGGGCCGCAGCACCAAGACCAAGCACUACUCCAACGGGGAGAAAAUCUUCGCCAUCGGUGCGGACAAGUAUGUCGACUAUAGCUCACCCAUCUUUGUGCUCAGUGCCAACGAUAGCAAAUCUAUUCAGCAGCAGCAUCAACAGCCACAGAGUCAUUCCGACUAAUCCUCUUCCUUGUUCAAUCGCAACCGAUGACCUAUCGGUAAAUAAGCGAUCCCACAAGUCAAAACUUAGCGUUCGGUCGUGUUUUAUGUGUUCGCUGCACACGGUGCACCGGAUACCGCGGUCCAACUAGGUUUUAGACCGCUCCUAGAGCCCCCUAGCCCACAAGGUUUCGCACUUGCAGAAGCUCUGAAGGAAACGGAUUUUUAAAGCAAAACGUUGUUAAUUUUAUAUUGUACAUAUUGUGAAGGUUUUCUCUGCGUCUUUCGCUGAAACUACAGCGAUGGCAGAAGCAACCUCCUUCCGAUCGUUCUACCGUUAUCGAAGAUCUAUACCAUUCAUCGGUUAUCAUCCAAAUUGUUUCGUGUGUCAAACCUCUAUCAGUUUACAAAGUUUGAAUUUCGGAAGAUUGCUUUUUUGUGUCCAUUGCCUCUGGAAGAGUAUAUAGAAGAGUGGGUGGGUGUGUGUGUGUAAAUAAGAUUGUUCGAGCAAACAGUUUGGAAGUAUCAGCAAUUUUUUGAAAUAAUCAAAGUUCACAAGUAUUGAAUGCAGUAACAAGACAAGCACACGAGUUCUUAUCGGAUAUAUGAUAUUAUUGAAACCAUCAAGCCCGAUUUAAACGAUCUACGAUCUGUUUCUUCGUUGAAAUGACAGAAACUCGACAGCAUAGCAUUUGCAUCUUACAUCUUGUUGAGACAUUUUCGUCAGAAGCCUGUGCGAUGUAAAAUACUGCUGAUCAAGCAAAAACUGUACAUUCAGUUCAUGUAUGAUCUGUCGUAUAAUGUAUGAUCGUGUCUCCAACAAUCGGGGAGGAACAGCGUGACGUUGAUGAUAAAUGAGGAGGAAUGUGCUGUUUAUUUAUUCUUCCCCCUUGCAGUAACCCCUCCACCCAGCAUAUCCGCCUCGUUUAGCUACCUCUAGGCUGAUAAGAACUUUGCAAAAAAGCUUACUAUUCAAGCAUCAAUCACUACGGUUGCCAAUCGUUAGAUUUCGCGGAGAAGCGUCCGAUCGGCUCGAUGUAACUGGUGUGGACAGGUCUGGUGCUCUUAUUAGUCUCUUUCUCCUAAAGUACGUGGUGUGGUAUCUACAGCUAUCUUUCUUUAUUUCGAAAAUUUGUACAUAAGACUAUACACUACAAACUGGUGAUAAAAAAAAAGAAAGAAAUACGACACGCAAACGGAUUCGAAAGCUCGAUUAGUUGUACCAUGGUAAACUCGAUCGAUAUUCUCCGGUUAUGUGACCUGUUGUUUUGUUUUGUUCGAUAAUUAAAUAAAGAAGAUCAAUCAAUAAA